AUGCAAGUCGAAGUCAAUCCCAAUGAGGAUACCGAAUGGAAUGAUAUCCUCCGCAAGCAUGGCAUCAUCCCGGAGAAGCCCAAGGACCCCGAACCGUUGAUCCAAGAGGCGCUGAUCGAAGCGGAGCGCAAGGCGUAUGAAAAUAGACUCGAGGACAAGGAUCUGGACGAGUUGGACGAGCUGGAGGACGAGGAAGACGAGGCAUUUCUAGAACAAUACCGUCAAAAGCGACUAGCCGAGCUAUCUACGCUGCAGCAAACGAGCGUCCACAACCAAGUCUACCCGCUCCAGAAGGUUGACUACGCCCGCGAGGUCACGGAGGCCUCGAACAGCUGCUUUGUCUUGGUCCAUCUCAGCUCCUCGACCGGCGGCAACGUCGAGUCACAACGGUUGACGGAACUCUGGCGGACCCUGGCGGCCAAGUACGGAGAUAUCAAGUUCUGCGAGAUCCGGGCCAACAUGUGCAUCGAGGGCUAUCCCGAGCGCAACACGCCCACGAUCCUGGUCUAUCGGAACACCGAAAUCAAGAGACAACUGGUGACCUUGCGGGACCUCAAGGGUCCGCGCACGACUGUUGAAGACAUCGAGAGACUGCUCCUGGAUUUAGGCGCUCUCAAGGAGAGUGACGUUCGCCUGAAGAAGCGAUCGGACUCAUCGGACGAUGAACGUCCGGCUAUGGCUAAGAAUAAGUCCAUUCGGCCCAUGGUCCAGGACGAUGAUGACGAUUGGGAUUAGACGCUGCGUCGCGAUACGCUUUCGUCACAAGCGAGAUGGGCAGAUUGUCGAAGUCGGCAACGAUGCGGUCCACGAACAAUUCGCACACUUGGCGGAUGGAUACAUCCUUAGUUAUCGAGGCGGCAGUCCUAUUGAUGAAAUGGUCCAAUGUAGCAACCAUAUCGCACGUCCGGAGCUGAGCUCGGGAGAAUGGAAAGCUUUCAGCUUUGAGCGCUGGGCUCUUGCCGUCCUCGGACUACAUUCAGCUUUCCUACCAUGGAAAUGCCGACCUGGCUCUUUAAUCUCAAACUUGAGCUAUGUCAAGACCAAGACGAUGAGAUGACUAAGAAGAAAGUUACCUUAAAUAGAACCCUCAAAUGCGGUCACUGAC
Molecule: messenger RNA, 1105 nt
Organism: Aspergillus aculeatinus CBS 121060
Lineage: Eukaryota; Fungi; Ascomycota; Eurotiomycetes; Eurotiales; Aspergillaceae
Product: phosducin family protein
Exons: 4
Coding region: 1-735 (244 amino acids)
Biological process (GO): protein folding
Cellular component (GO): cytoplasm
Source: RefSeq, a predicted model, not a curated record